This is a messenger RNA of Drosophila nasuta, 2567 nucleotides long. RefSeq names its product putative lipid scramblase CLPTM1. The transcript has 2 exons. Lineage: Eukaryota; Metazoa; Arthropoda; Insecta; Diptera; Drosophilidae. Bases 351 to 2303 code for a protein of 650 amino acids. Gene Ontology annotation, cellular component: endomembrane system; membrane. The record is from RefSeq and is a predicted model, not a curated record.
UUAUCUUUUUACUUAUAAUAUCAGCUGUUUUUAACAGACUUGUGGGCACACUGUUAUCUAACAUUUUGAGUCAAUUAAAACUAGUUUACAUGAACUGUUAACACAAUUCGUUCAUUGCGAAUGCAGAGUGUAAUUAAUAAAAACACUAUUCGUUUAAUUUUCACAAGCAUGGUAGUCAAGCCGCUAAUAAACCUGAACAUUUGCAGUGUAUCUUAAAUUGAACAGUGAACAAGUUGAGUAGUUCGUAAUUGAACUGGUUCAGAACAACAGACAACUCUUAAAUCUAGGCAACGAGAAAAAAAGUUGUGUAAAAGAAACGUGUAUUAAUUAAAAGUACACGUACACGCAGUAUGUCGAACAAUGAUGUCGCCGUGCCGGCGACGGGAGAGGCUCCUGUGGCGGGUGCUGAGGGUCAACAGCAACAACAACAACAGCAGCCAACGCGCAUGGAAUCUUUUUUUGCCAUGACAAAAUCGUUGAUUCUGCGAGCGCUGAUCAUUUACUUUGUUAGCUCGUUCUUUCGCCGACCACAGCCAAACGCUAGCCAAGACAACGCAGUGGCCAAUGCGGGUCCCAAAAUAACCGCGUGGAACUUUUUCGAGAACGGUACAGAUUUCGACUUGCACGUUUGGCUCUCUGAGGAGCCAGAUGUGGUAAACUUCCAGCAGAAGGCGAAUUUGUUGUGGCUGCAAGAGGACCUCACCUAUGGCGACUGGAUCUCAGGCCCCACUGGCAAUGGCAUUUAUACACACAACCUUAAAAUCAAAGCCAGCUCGCAUUUGAUGAACAAUGGCAGCGUUUAUCUACACGCAUUUGUAACCCGCGCCGGCGAAAGCCCCGAUCCUAAAUCACCGAAGUACUCGCGAAAUGGUCACAUGGGUCAUCAGCAACACCAGUUGAACAAGUACAAGAAACUGCGCGUAAAUCGCAACUAUAAUCUGCUGGCAAGCGAGAAGGAGAAGUUGGAGCACGAGCUGAAGCACGCCAAUCUCAAAGAUCAGAUUGUGUCCCAUUGGCAUCCCAACUUGACCAUUAACCUGGUGGUAGAUCAGACAAAUUGGGCCCAGGGCAGCGUGCCUGCUCCACUGGAUGAGUAUGUGAAGUUCGUAGAUGGCGGCAAGACUUAUUUGCCAAUCGUGUUUGUCAACGACUACUGGAAUUUGCAGCGGGAAUAUCAACCGAUUAACCAGACAACGCCUGAGUUGGAUUUGCAGCUGACCUUUCAGCCUCUAGGCAUGUUCAAGUGGCAAUUGUAUGCCGCCAAGCAGAUGAAGAGCAAAUGGGCUGGCAACAUGCUGGGCGAAAUAAUGGCAGCUGGUGCUCCCGAAGAAUCAGACGAGGAUCAGGACUCGCUGAAGGAAACUUUGCUUGAUACAAACAUCUAUCUGCUGGGUAUUACAGUUGCCGUAUCCAUAUUGCACUCGGUGUUCGAGCUGCUCGCAUUUAAGAACGACAUUCAGUUCUGGAACAAUCGCCAAUCUCUGGAAGGACUCUCAGUGCGAUCUGUGUUCUUUGGAGUGUUUCAAUCCUUGAUUAUUCUGCUAUAUGUGCUUGACAAUGAGACGAACUUCAUGAUUCGUGUAUCCUGCUUUGUUGGUCUUGGUAUCGAGGUGUGGAAAAUCCACAAAGUCGUUGAUGUCAACUACAACAACCAGCAAAAAGUGCUGGGCAUCUUUCCGCGCAUCAGCUUCAAAGACAAGGGAUCGUACUCGGAGAGUUCCACAAAGGAGUACGACAAGUUGGCAUUCAAGUAUCUGGGAUGGGCAUGUUUCCCACUGCUCAUCGGCUAUUUCGUCUACUCGCUGCUCUACAACGAGCACAAGGGCUGGUAUUCCUUUGUGCUGAACAUGCUGUACAGCUUCUUGUUGACCUUCGGAUUCAUUCUGAUGACACCGCAGCUGUUCAUUAACUAUAAGCUGAAGUCAGUAGCUCAUCUGCCUUGGCGAAUGAUGACCUACAAAUUCCUCAACACCUUCAUCGACGACAUCUUUGCAUUUGUUAUCAAGAUGCCGACCAUGUAUCGCAUUGGCUGCUUCCGUGACGACAUUAUCUUCUUUGUGUUCCUUUAUCAGCGCUGGCAAUAUCGCGUUGAUCUUAAGCGCGUCAAUGAGUUUGGCUUCUCUGGCGAAAUGGAGGAGCAAGCCGCCAACAAGCGGCAGCAACUCGAGGGUGAGAAAUCCGCCGCCGGUUCAAUUGAAGGAGUGCCCAACAAUACCACAGAAGCAGGAACAGCAACAGCAACCAAAGCAACGCCGAACGCGACGCCGACCAAAAAGACAGCUGCACAAAAGAAGAAGGACUAGAUAGCCGUGCAUCCUAGACUAUGCAUUAGAACAAUUUUAACAAGUAAUAAUCGUGACAUAUACUCCAUUUGUGUGUAUGUAUUGUACUAUAUAUAUGCAAAAAUAAUCACACUUUCAGUAUACAUAGCAACGGACGGUUAAGCAGCCAAAUGUUAGCCGCAGUAGCAAACAUAUUUUAGUGGUAAUUGUAUGUGUAUUUGUUUGUUUUUGACCCCAUGAUGGUCCAUAGCAUUCGUCAUUGAAAUAAAUUCAGUGUGAGAAGUA